Chelonus insularis is the source of this 1325-nucleotide messenger RNA. RefSeq lists its product as uncharacterized. The transcript has a single exon. The record is from RefSeq and is marked provisional. NCBI's taxonomy places the organism in Eukaryota, Metazoa, Arthropoda, Insecta, Hymenoptera, Braconidae. Bases 420 to 1283 code for a protein of 287 amino acids.
UCAAAAUAUAACUUCAAUGAAUCAAUUAUAUAUUCAUAAUUUUCAUCAAUUACCGUCUGAAAAUGUACUACGUAGUUAUCAGUCUAUCUAUCAUUCGAGACUCAAUAUAAAAUACAGUAUCACAAGACUUUUUCAGCAUCUACUUAAUGAAUAUGAAUCUUUAUAUCAAAUAAAAAAAACUAUACAGUCACAUAAAAAACAUAAAAUAAUAGUUGAUAUAUUACUAAAACUUUAUUUGACAUUAAAACGUUAUGAAAAAAGUUUUAAUAGUAAAUUAUCAAUUGCAUUAUAUCUAUUAUGUAAAUUAACAAAACCAUCGGAAUCAGUAUCAAUAUCAACAAAAUUAUCAUAAUCAAGUACUAGUGAAUUUAUCACAAAACAAUGAGAGAACAAAUUUAAUUAUUCAAUUAGAACAAACAAUGAACAAUUUAAAAAAAAAGUAUAAUCUAGAAAUAAUCGAGUAUAAUAAACUAAUAAUGGCAAUAAAAUUUUAUAUGCAUUAUUUUGAACGUGGUAUUAUUUUCUUGGAUGAAAACAACAUGACAAAUGAAAAAAUAGAUUCUCGUUCAUUAAGACCAAAAAUUGUAAUGUUUUAUAAAUGGAUUAACAAAUUGAGAAAAUAUUUUGGUAUUUAUUUAGAAAAUAAAAAACAAAGAAAGGAUAAAAGUCAAAAUUUUAAUAGUUGGAAAAUAAAUUUGAAAUUAUUCCGAACAAUAUCAUUAUUAAAUUUUCAUUCUGAAUUUAAAAUAAAUAUUGAUAAAAAACACGUAAAUAUUGAUUAUUUAAGGGAUCAUUAUAUGAAAUUAAUUUAUAAUAUUAAUGAAUUUUACAAACAUUUAAUUGAUCGUAUUACUUUAGAUGUUGAUGAAAAUCGAAAUAUUUAUGGUGAAAAAUAUAAUUAUAAACAUCAUGUAAUUGAACUUGAUGAUAGCAUAAAAACGGAAUUUUUAGAUAAACUACUUUAUAGCAUCGGUCAUUUAAAAGAUCAAUUAAAUUCUUAUAAAACAAAAAUAAAUUACGAUUUUGAGAAAAUUCAAAAGUUACAGGAAUUAUUAACAGGCUAUACAAAUAGUGAACUUGUUGAUCAAAAUGAAACAUUAAGAAAAGAUUUAAAAUUAUUGAUAAAAAAUACGAAAUCGUGGAAAUUAAUGAUCAAUCGAAUUGAGUGGACCAUCGCCGAUAAAGAAGAUAUGAUGAACAAUAUGAUUUUAGAAUCGAAAAUGAAUUUGGAAAAGCAAAAAGUAUAUAAAUCUAAAAAACAUUUUAGCCAUAGAAAAAUUUAAAAUUUGAAAGUUAAAAAUAUUACUUGCAGUGAUAAAAGUAAA